GUUGCCCGGCCGCCCGGUCCAGCUCGGUCCGCGGAGCGGUGGAGGGGUGGAGGGGGAAGGGACGCGCUGUUUGGUCCGGCGGGGAGGGUGGGGGAAAGCUGACGGGAGGACAUGCAGGCUCGCUACUCCGUGUCCAGUCCCAACUCCCUAGGAGUGGUGCCGUACCUCGGCGGAGAGCAGAGCUACUACCGCGCCGCUGCGGCGGCGGCCGGCGGGGGCUACACGGCCAUGCCGGCCCCGAUGAGCAUGUACUCCCACCCGGCCCACGAGCAGUACCCAGCCGGCAUGGCCCGAGCCUACGGGCCCUACACGCCACCGCCGCAGCCCAAGGAUAUGGUGAAGCCGCCCUACAGCUACAUCGCCCUCAUCACCAUGGCCAUCCAGAACGCUCCCGAUAAGAAGAUCACCUUGAACGGGAUCUACCAGUUCAUCAUGGAGCGGUUCCCUUUCUACCGGGACAACAAGCAGGGCUGGCAGAACAGCAUCCGCCACAACCUCUCCCUCAACGAGUGCUUCGUCAAGGUGCCCCGCGACGACAAGAAGCCCGGCAAGGGCAGCUACUGGACCCUCGACCCCGACUCCUACAACAUGUUCGAGAACGGCAGCUUCCUCCGCCGCCGCCGCCGCUUCAAGAAGAAGGACGCCGUCAAGGACAAGGAGGAGAAGGACCGCCUGCACCUCAAGGACCAUGCCCCGCCGCGCCCGCCGCCGCCCGCCGCCGCCGCCGAGCCCGAGGGCGGCCCCGCCGGGGGCAGCGCCGCGCCGCCGCCGCCGCCCGUCCGCAUCCAGGACAUCAAGACGGAGAACGGCACGGCCUCGCCGCCUCAGGCCGUGUCCCCCCCCGGCGCCGCGCCGCCGCUCGGCGCCGUGCCCAAGAUCGAGAGCCCCGACAGCAGCAGCAGCCUCUCCAGCGGCGGCAGCCCCCGCAGCACCCUCCCCUCCGGCCGCUCCCUCAGCAUGGAGGCCCCCGAGCCCCCGCCGCCCCCGCCGCCGCCUCCGCCGCCGCCCCACCACCACGGCCCGGGCUUCAGCGUGGACAACAUCAUGACCUCGCUGCGGGGCUCGCCGCAGGCCGCCGCCGAGCUGGGCGCCGGCCUCCUGGCUCCCGCCGCCGCCGCCCCGCGCACCGGCAUCCCGCCCGCCCUGUCCCUCGGCGGGUACUCGCCGGGACACAGCUCCGUCUACGGCUCGCCCUGCGGCCAGGCGGCCGCCGGCGCCGCCGCCGGCACCUACCACUGCAACAUGCAGGCCAUGAGCCUCUACGCGGCGGCGGGCGGCGCCGACCGGCCCGGCCACCUGCCCGCCGCGGCCACCAGCCCCGCCGAGGACCCGCUGCCCGAGUACGCGAUGCCCUCGGGCGGCGGCGGCGGCGGCGGCGGCGGCGGGGCGGGGGGCGGCGGCGGCGGGGCGCUGGGGCACGGCGGGCUGGGCGGCGCGGCGGGCGGCCACCAGGAGGGGCACCACCCGCACCCGCACCAGGGCCGCCUGGCCUCCUGGUACCUCAACCAGGCGGCGGCGGCGGCGGCAGCGGCGGCGGCGGCGGGGGAGCUGGGCCCGCUGGCGGGCGCGGCGGGCUACGCGGGGCCGCAGCAGGGCUUCGCCGCCGCCCCGAGAGAGGUCUUCGAGGCGCCGCGGCUGGGGCUCAGCGCCUCGCCGGGCGGCGGCGGAGGCGGCGGCGGCGGAGGGGCAGGGGGCGGCGGCGGCGGCGGGGCGGGGGGCGGCGGGAGCUGUCAGAUGGCCUUCCCCGGCAGCCAGCCGCUCUACCGCACCUCCGGGGCCUUCGUCUACGACUGCGGCAAGUUCUGAGCGCGCCCCGUGGCGGGGACACCGCGGGAACUCCGCCCCGCAGCGCGCCACCGGCCCCCGCAGCGCCCGCGGAGGGAAGCGAGCGCAUCGCGAAAAGCUUUUGUACAGAGACAGCCCCAAAGCAUGUCUUGGUUUGUUAAAGGAC
Prinia subflava (tawny-flanked prinia) is the source of this 1951-nucleotide messenger RNA. It is a transcript of the gene FOXC1, whose product is annotated as forkhead box C1. NCBI's taxonomy places the organism in Eukaryota, Metazoa, Chordata, Aves, Passeriformes, Cisticolidae. Gene Ontology annotation, molecular function: DNA-binding transcription factor activity, RNA polymerase II-specific; RNA polymerase II cis-regulatory region sequence-specific DNA binding. Gene Ontology annotation, biological process: regulation of transcription by RNA polymerase II; anatomical structure morphogenesis; cell differentiation. The record is from RefSeq and is a predicted model, not a curated record. The coding region runs from base 112 to 1806 and encodes 564 amino acids. The transcript has a single exon.